UUAGACCAGGAAGGGCGUCCAGUUUCAGCAGUUUCUCUUCAGCGUCACUUUUGGCUGUUGUUGGCGCUUAGAUAACGAAAACGGACCGGAUUCCUACUUAAGUUGUCGAUAUUUUAUAUUUAAAUAUUUCCUGGCUGUUCUCCUACAAGCAGGACAUUUCACAUUCAGCCAUCAUGUUCUUUGUCUUGAUGUGUCUCUGCCUGCACGCAACAGGCCUACAUGCUUUUUCUGCCUCCACUUCUACAGGCACUGUGAUGGUAAAAGAGGGCAGUGGAGCUGAUAUGAAAUGUGAUUACACUGCUGAUUUUGGGGCAUCACCUCGAGUGGAAUGGAAAUUUAAGGAUUUAAGGGGCUCACAGUCCUUCAUCUUCUUUGAUGGCCAGAUUACCGCCCCGUACAAAGAACGGUUCACUCAGUAUGCAGGUGGUCUGAGGAUCGAAAAGACAACCAGAAAAGACACUGGAGGCUAUACAUGCGAGGUGUCUGGCAAUGAUGGCUAUGCAGAAGUUGUAAUCAAGCUAACAGUGAUUGUACCUCCCUCAGUGCCUGUCAGCCGAAUCCCUACCUCAGUCACAACAGGCAAGAAUGUUCUGCUGACCUGCUUCGACAAGGACGGCUCUCCCCCAUCCACCUACCAAUGGUACAAAGAUGGCACACCUCUGCCUGAAGACCCCAGCAAGUUCCCUGCCUUCAAGAACAUGACCUACAAAAUGAACGCUCAGAAUGGCAACCUGGAGUUUCCCAGUGUGGCCAAGACAGACAGUGGGAAAUAUUUCUGUGAGGCUUCCAACAGUCAGGGACCUAAUCAGCGUGGGGAGACUGUGUUAAUGGAAGUCAAGGAUGUGAACACAGGAGGCAUCGUUGCUGGGGUCAUUGUAGCCCUUCUAGCCAUUGCGUUGCUUUGCUUUGGCCUGUGGUACGCUAAAAAGAAGGGAUAUUUGCCCAAAAUGCCUGAGAGCAAGCAGAAAUCAGCAGUGUAUACUCAGCCUAGACAGGACUAUGGGGAUGAAGACGAUGUGGAGUUCAAACAGAAGUCAUCAUUUGUGGUGUAGCCUACAUUUUCACCUGUUUAGCCGUGAAGGAUCUCUCCUGCUGUGCUGAUGUCUUUUAACUGGGAUUAAGCUUGUGUGUGUGUGUGUGUGUGUGUGUGUGUGUGUGUGUGUGUGUGUGUGUGUGUGUGUGUGUUUUAUACCACCUCUGGUCAUUUGCACUGCACUGACCCUAAUGCUGAGCCUUGUAUCAGAAAGCGUCAUGAACAUCCACUGGAUCAUGCUGUUUGGUUUUCUCACUUUUAGAACAGAGGGAUAGAACAUGAGUAGCGGAUAAGGGCCUGAGUAAAUUUACAUUUGCCUUUUACUUUCUGUUGUCAAUUUGAAUUUUUACUAUAAACAAAUCUGUGGAAAUUUGGUACCAAUAUAAUUUUUUUGCUUUUUUCCCCCUGUAGAAAAAUAUUACUGUCUUUGCCAUCCUUCAGGAAAGCAUUUGUGCAAUGUUUGUUAAGUGAUGUGAAGUACAUAUAAUUUGAAUAAGCUUAUUAAAUUUGUGUAUAAGUGACACUGACCGAUUAGUGAAGUGACUUUAGUGUUGUGUAUCCGCUUGAAUUGUACAUAAACGUCCUUAUAUGUUGAUGUAGGAAAAAACAAGGUACUAGAACAUUUCCAUACUAAUAUCCUAUUUAUCCAACUGUUCUGUUUACCUAAUCAAAGGGUUUAGAUUGUACUUUUGUCUUUUUUCCUCUCUCUUGUUUUUUAAUUUCUCUUGUGAAAUGUAAAUAGAUGUUCUGGUUCUGUUUUUUUUUUGAUGCAUUGUACUUUUUUACUACAGUUGUGACACACACAAAGCUGUAAAUCGAACAUUUAGAUAUUUGUGAUAAGACAUUGGUUUGAUGUGUCUGACAGCAAAUCCACCUUUAAAGUGUCUUGCACAAUGAUUUUUGGUUAACUUGAACAUUGCACAGAAACAAUAUAAAAAUACAUGCAAUACUUGGCUGCUUUAGUCUUUGUCGCAUGUUCUGGCUGUAAUUCUUUCAAUAAAUAUUUUAACGUUAUUGACA
Colossoma macropomum (tambaqui) is the source of this 2053-nucleotide messenger RNA. RefSeq names its product F11 receptor, tandem duplicate 1 (gene f11r.1). The record is from RefSeq and is a predicted model, not a curated record. Lineage: Eukaryota; Metazoa; Chordata; Actinopteri; Characiformes; Serrasalmidae. Gene Ontology annotation, biological process: intestinal absorption; cell adhesion; regulation of membrane permeability. Gene Ontology annotation, cellular component: bicellular tight junction. The transcript has 10 exons. The coding region runs from base 174 to 1052 and encodes 292 amino acids.